Molecule: messenger RNA, 372 nt
Organism: Neopelma chrysocephalum (saffron-crested tyrant-manakin)
Lineage: Eukaryota; Metazoa; Chordata; Aves; Passeriformes; Pipridae
Product: olfactory receptor 5V1-like
Exons: 2
Biological process (GO): G protein-coupled receptor signaling pathway
Cellular component (GO): membrane
Molecular function (GO): olfactory receptor activity; G protein-coupled receptor activity
Source: RefSeq, a predicted model, not a curated record
ACCAUCAUGUGCUACGACCGCUACGUUGCCAUCUGCAAACCCCUGCACUACGGGACCCUCCUGGGCAGCAGAGCUUGUGCCCACAUGGCAGCAGCUACUUGGGCUGCUGGCUUUCUCAAUGCUCUGUUGCACACAGCCAAUACAUUUUCCCUGCCCCUGUGCCAGGGCAAUGCCCUGGGCCAGUUCUUCUGUGAACUCCCACACAUCCUCAAGCUCUCCUGCUCACACUCAGGCUACCUCAGGGAACUUGUGAUUCUUGUGUUUCAUCUGAUUGUGUCAGUUGUGUACUCAGUGGUGUCUCCAACACUGAACCCCCUCAUCUACAACCUGAGGAACCAGGAGCUCAAGGAUGCCCAGAGGAAACUCUUAACU